AUGAACAUGUUUUCAUUCAUCAGCCACCAGUUUCCGUGGCUACUCUUUAGCUUGCGUGAUUGUUUUUGCAAGCUUUUUGUAGCAGCCAUGGGCACUGUUUGUCACUUUAAACCCCAUACCCUCUCCUUCCACCACCACCACCACCACGAUCAUCAUCAUUUCUAUCCGAUUUGGCUUUGCUAUGUUUUUCUCUCUUUGCUCCCCCUCUUGGCUUCCUCCUACAUGUAUUCUGAUGAUAAAAGGGAUGAUUUGUUUCCAGAAAUAUUAAGAGAUGAGGCUGUGGCUAGGCUCAAUGAACUUGGAAAGGUGAGCGAUGCUGAUGGAUAUCUUGAGAGGACAUUCAUGAGCCCUGCUGCAGUGAGGGCGGGGAAGCUUAUUCGCGAAUGGAUGGAGGAUGCUGGUUUGAGAACGUGGGUGGACCAUAUGGGCAACAUUCAUGGUCGGAUUGAGGGGAGGAAUACGACUUCUGAGGCUCUGUUGAUUGGUUCUCAUUUGGAUACUGUUGUUGAUGCUGGAAUGUUUGAUGGGUCAUUAGGCAUAAUCUCGGCGAUAUCUGCAUUAAAGGUUUUGAAGAGCACCAGGAUGUUGGGAAAUCUAAAGCGUCCUGUCGAGGUGAUUGCUUUUAGUGAUGAGGAAGGUGUCCGGUUUCAAUCUACUUUCUUAGGCAGUGCAGCUAUAGCUGGCAUUUUACCAGUUACAACAUUGCGGACAUCUGAUAAGAGUGGUGUAACAGUUCAAGAUGCUUUGAGGGAGCACUCCAUAGACCUUGCAGAGGAAAGUUUGUCACACCUCAAAUAUGAUGCAUCAUCUGUUUGGGCUUAUGUUGAGGUUCAUAUCGAACAAGGACCUGUACUAGAAUGGGUUGGUUUCCCUCUCGGAGUAGUUAAAGGCAUAGCUGGACAGACACGAUUAAAGGUUACUGUAAGAGGUUCACAAGGGCAUGCCGGAACAGUUCCAAUGUCAAUGCGUCAGGACCCGAUGGUUGCUACAGCAGAGUUAAUCGUACUGCUGGAAAGUCUUUGUAAGCAUCCUAAAGAUUAUCUAUUUUAUGAUGGUGAUUCCGAUGCUUCCACCUUGGAAUCACUCUCUAGUUCUCUCGUCUGUACUGUUGGAGAGAUAUCAACAUGGCCGAGUGCAAGCAAUGUCAUCCCAGGACAGGUUACAUUCACUGUGGAUUUACGAGCAAUUGAUGACAAGGGACGUGAGGAUGUUCUUUACGAAUUAUCCAAUCAAAUGUAUCAAAUAUGUGAAAGGCGUUCUGUUUCUUGCUUCAUUGAACGGAAGCAUGACGCAAAUGCAGUGAUCUGUGAUUCCGAAUUAAGUUCCCAGCUGAAGUCUGCAGCCCAUGCUGCAUUGAAUAAAAUGACUGGUGAGACUCAACAUGAAGUUCCUGUUCUAAUGAGCGGCGCAGGGCAUGAUGCAAUGGCCAUGUCUCAUCUAACCAAGGUCGGAAUGUUAUUUGUUCGUUGUCGUGGAGGAAUAAGUCACUCCCCUGCGGAGCAUGUAUUAGAUGAUGAUGUCUGGGCUGCUGGUAUGGCAGUUUUAGCAUUUCUUGAAACUAAUUUGUAAAGUUCAAGGUUCUUUGAACAUUCAUGUACAGCAUUGUAGUUCCUUUUAAUAAUACAACAGCAUGCCUCAAUUGUACAUUUCAUUUCAUUAGCGAUUUUGGCAUGCUUUUUUGAUCAUUA
This is a messenger RNA of Pistacia vera, 1688 nucleotides long. RefSeq names its product allantoate deiminase 2. NCBI's taxonomy places the organism in Eukaryota, Viridiplantae, Streptophyta, Magnoliopsida, Sapindales, Anacardiaceae. The coding region runs from base 1 to 1569 and encodes 522 amino acids. The transcript has 12 exons. Gene Ontology annotation, molecular function: hydrolase activity, acting on carbon-nitrogen (but not peptide) bonds, in linear amidines. The record is from RefSeq and is a predicted model, not a curated record.